ACAAGGAACAACUGUUAAAAUGCCGCGUCCUGCUAUAUUCAUUGUUUUCUGCUCAAUAGUUUUGCUAAAAGCCGCUUAUGGCUACAAGGAGUUGCAUGGCCUGAAUGGAAAGAUGUUCCCGAAGGCCGCCACAUUUAACUUUCCCGAGUAUGCCUACAAGGAGACCAGCAAAAAUGAAAUCACAUACCAUGAAUUGGAGGUGUCCUGUGACCAUCAUGUUCAGUGCGUGAACCUCAGUCCUGUGGGCGUGGCCAAGAUUAACUGCAUCCGGAAGUGCAUUUCGCCAUCUUGUUACCAGGACAUCUACGCCUUUAAUGAGCUGGAGGAAGGCGAGAUCGAUGCGAGGCUCAACUCCUUCAAGGGCUGCGUCAUCCAGCGCAUGUAGCAGCGACCGCAGCUGUUCAAGGAGUGCUUCAUAUUUAAAUGGCUGGAAUUUACCGGAAUAACAUAUUAAUAGAUGAACUUGGAAACAAGUUACACGUGCUAAGGACACUCAUUUGAAUGAUUUAUUGCGGCAGAUAAUGACAGGAUUAUGUCUGUUUAUAGGAGAUAGAAAUAAAUUUCAAACCAAGUUAGUCUUCAUACUGUAUAGAUGUUUAAAUGAAUUGCAGACAAACAUUAAAUUAAAUAAAUUAAUAUAGAUAUAAAGAAAUAAAC
This is a messenger RNA of Drosophila serrata, 657 nucleotides long. RefSeq lists its product as uncharacterized. Lineage: Eukaryota; Metazoa; Arthropoda; Insecta; Diptera; Drosophilidae. The record is from RefSeq and is a predicted model, not a curated record.